AUGCUGUGGGAAAUGAACGUGGAAUUCGUGGUGUUAUUGAACCCAGUUCCAGCUGAUCUAUACUCAGCCAAUGUAGGAAGCAUACCUAUUUUUAAGCGUCGGGUAGAAGAUGGCUGGAUGAAAGUCGGAAAACUACUGUAUAAUCCAGCAGAAGUUCUUGGUCGAGGUUGUGAAGGAACCGUUGUUUAUAGGGGAAAAUUCGAUGGUCGAGAUGUAGCCGUGAAACGGGUGGUCUCUGAAUUUGUAAGACUAGUCGAUCGAGAAGCUGAUCUUUUGCGUGAAAGCGACACACAUCCCAACGUUAUUCGAUAUUUUUGUAUGGAGUCCGACAGCCAGUUUCGAUAUCUUGCCCUGGAAUUAUGUAUAGCAUCGUUGAACGAUUAUGUGCAUGAGGUAGCCGUUCGUGAAAAAGUUGACAUUAAUCCCACCGACUUGCUCCAUCAAGCGACAGAAGGCCUUGCUCACUUACAUAUCAUGCAGAUAGGCGCUGUACUAACAAAAUCUAGAGGCAGAGGUCAAGUACACCUUCUCAGAAGGCUUAGUUCACCGAGAUAUGAAGCCUCAAAACGUGCUGCUGUCCGAAAGGAUCUCGCGGAGUACGAGCAGUCAUUUCUGAUUUUGGGCUUUGCAAGCGCGUUCAACCAGGACGUCACUCACUCUCUAAAAGGAGCGGUCUCGCAGGAACGGAUGGUUGGAUUCGCCCCAGAAGCCCUUACUUCGCAGAGUACGAGUUUCCCCGUUGAUGUGUUCUCCCUUGGAUGUAUAUUUUACUACGUUUUGUCCAAUGGUGACCAUCCAUUUGGCGAUAGUUUGCAUCGGCAAACAAAUAUUAUUAAUGGAGAGUACGUCCUUCUCGGAAUCAAAGAUGAUGGCCGUGAAACUGUUUCCUUAAUCGAAUCGAUGAUCCAAAAGUCGCCAACAAAUCGGCCUUCCAUUCAAUGUGUGCUGGCUCAUCCAUUCUUUUGGGAACCUGAAAGGCGAUUGCAAUUUUUCGGGGUAUAU
This is a messenger RNA of Cooperia oncophora, 1002 nucleotides long. The record is from the annotation of a GenBank genome assembly. NCBI's taxonomy places the organism in Eukaryota, Metazoa, Nematoda, Chromadorea, Rhabditida, Trichostrongylidae.